GUUUAUAUUCUAUGUAGUAUAUGUACGUACUAUUAUCUCCAGGCACGUACACUAGAAUGCCCUAGAUGGUCAAGAAAUAGAACUGCGACCUAUCUUAAAUACGUUAACUAAUAACAGUUAAUUACUUUACGAAGGAAUACUAGGAUUUAUACGAGAAACAGACUCCAAUAUCAAAUAGAACAUGCCGUCCUACAAGUUUUCAUAUUUUGACGUGCGUGGACGGGGAGAACUGGUGCGCUAUGUGUUUUAUGCCGCCGGCAGAGACUUUGAAGACGACAGGAUACAGAGCGAAAACUGGCCAUCAUUCAAGCCAUCUACUCCAUUCGGUCAGAUGCCAGUACUAGAUGUCGAUGGGAAAAAGCUUGCACAAAGUGGGGCCAUUGCAAGAUACGUCGCUAGAGAGUUCGGUCUAGCAGGCAAAGACAACUGGGAACAAGGUCUAGUCGAUCAAUACAUGGGUCUCGUUGAAGAUAUGUUUACAGAAUUAGUUAAAGGAUUUUUCGAAAAGGACGAAGAAAAGAAGAAAGAGCUUCAGAAAAAUAUGGUCGAUGUUGUAUUUCCAAAGUUUUUAGGACUAUUUGAAAAAGCUUUGGACCAAAACGGAGGGAAAUAUUUCGUCGGAGAUGCACUCACACUUGCCGAUCUUGCUGUACUGAAUGGGUUCGAUACACCUUUAAAACAAGUCCCAAACCUCAUGGAUUCUUUUCCAAAGCUGAAGGCGCACAGAGAACGUGUUAUGGCCAUUCCAAAACUUUCUGAAUAUAUUAAAAACAGAAAGCAAACAGACAUUUAGAUAAUAUCAUAUUGAACAUCACUUCUGCCCUUCUAAAGUGUUAUUUUUACUAACAAUCAAAAGUUAUUGUUCAAAGGACUGCCGAUUUCUUCAAGGCCACAAAGGACAUUGACUUUGAGAUACGGUGUUGCGUUACAUGACAGAUGCCAUAAUUACACAUUCAGUAACAAUGGGGGACGAAUAUAUUUCACAUUUCGCUAAUAUCACGAGCACACCGUAAAUCUUUUCAAGUUUUGAAUGUUUAUUUAUUGCAUUAUUUAGCAGGGAUAUUGAAAUAAAUCUUAAAAUAUCUACAGUAAAA
Molecule: messenger RNA, 1094 nt
Organism: Mercenaria mercenaria
Lineage: Eukaryota; Metazoa; Mollusca; Bivalvia; Venerida; Veneridae
Product: probable glutathione S-transferase 7
Exons: 6
Coding region: 182-793 (203 amino acids)
Biological process (GO): glutathione metabolic process
Molecular function (GO): glutathione transferase activity
Source: RefSeq, a predicted model, not a curated record